GCAAGGAUAGGCGGGCACACUGCACACCCAAUUGGAAUAAAGACAAUUUUUGUAAAUUUGCUGGAUUUACGAUGCAGAAAAAAUCCAGCAAUGCAGUGAAUCAAGGCUCUUGGAUAGCGCGCAGCUUGAGAAAGUGAUUGAUCAGUAGGUAUCGCCCCGGUAGAGCGACAAUCCCAACGAAAACAAACGCCCUCAGCAACAACAACACACACAUCGAAGCCACCAUCAACUUGCUGCAGUGAGAAAUGUUUGCCCAAAACCAAAAAACCAGCUUCCUGGAGCAAACGAAGGCGGCUCGAGAGGAGCGGGCACUGGAGAAGCGCCGCGAACUGGCGGCCAUCCUGCUGCAGUCCACGCUCAAAGGAUAUGCGGCGCGCAGGAAGUACCAGAAGCGGAUCAUUCUGGACUUCGAUGGAAUAUUCACCGAGAGUCAGGACGACAAGGAUGCGGAACUGGAGCUCACGGCCAUCAAUGUCUAUCCGGUGUUACGUCGCUACCUCACCCAAAUCAAACUGGACAAGAGCAAUGUUCGUUCGCGGGAGCGUCUGGAGCGCAUUUGUCGCUACAUCAUCAAGGCCAUGGAGGCGGAGAACACCAAGCUCUCCUACGCCGCCCUCUGCCUGUUCAAGGAACGCAGCCUGCCGUGGAUAGCGCACAUCAAGGUACUGCUCACCAACUGCCUGAUAUUGCUGCCGGAACUCAAGCCGGAGAACCACGCCGACAGCCUGUCCCUUGCCCUCUUCCUGCACACACUGGUGGUGUUCACGGCGCCCAAAUCCUGGGCGAUACUCAGGAACGUCCAGUUCGAGAAGCUGCAGCCGGCCAUGCAGAAGGUCUGCUGCAACAUCCAGGGGCAUUUGGUGCAGCACGACUUUUACAGAACAAUGCGGCUCGUUUUGCUGCGUGGCACUGUGCGCGAGGAAUUGUCCGUGAAGCCUGUUACCCUGGUGGCCAUUAUCACGCUCUGCCUGCGGCCUUUAAUCGAUGGCAACUUUAGCCGCAAUCUCCUAACCAAGUUUUUGUCGGAGAUACUCUCUGUGCCCGCUUUAAUCUACCAUCUGCACCAGAGUGUGCCGCAAUGCCUGGAGCAGUUCUCGUCUUUGGGGCUGCUACAAAAGGCUCUAAGUAUAUCGGGGGACCUGCAGUGGUUCGAGGAGUUCGGCGCUAGCAUGCCGGGCACCAAGUCCCUGGCGUUCCUGGGAAACAUAGUAAAUUUGUUCAACAUUGAUGGCCAAGGCGAGUCAAAGGAGUUGGCCUAUCCACUACUGACUGAAACUACCACAUCGCUGCUGGAGCUAAUACCCAACACGGUGACCACCAAGGGAGUGUUCACCCAGUGGCACGAGCUGCUGGGGUGGCACACUCCCGGCCCAGAGCCCGCCCAGAAUCAGAAUGUGGCCUUGAUCAAGAAGCAGUUUCACAUGCUGUGGGACCAUCGCUGUAUAAAGCUGUUGCUGGGCGAUCUGUUGAAGGAAAUCAAUGCUAACUACGAGCGCAUUGAGUUCCAGUCUCCCCAGCAGCCAUCCACGUCGAAUCUACUGCGUCGGGCCUUGGAGCGCAGCUCUACGAGAGGCGUUAACCUAAUGGGAGGAGUGACUAGCAAACCGUGCAAGCAGCAGUGGCGCAAGCUGGACAACGCGGAUGUGGUGCAGGUGUCCCGCAUCUGCGGCAUGUACUAUGCCGCCCUCAACACACUCUCCCAAAUGAAGCUGGACAUCUUGACUGGAAUCUGCUACAACGACAAUGUGCUGUACGAUAUUUGGCUGCUAAUUACUUCCCUGGGUCCCAAUUGCGGCAUGAAGGAGUAUCUGGAGCUGCUCAAGUCCGAGACUAGCCUGCAGAAGCCCCAAACUGCCAUGCUGAUGCUUUUCUGUGACUGCAUGACGCACUACGUCACGAUUCUGGAUGAAUACGAGAUGUAUACGGAACAAAAUCCUUUUAAGCUGAACGAUUAUGUGAUGCUGACCUACUUCCUUAACAAUAUUCUGUACAAAUUGAUUAACGAUAAUCUCUUGGCAGGUGCCAAGAACAUUGUCCAGAAUCCGGUUUUCCUCUCGCUGCACACGCUGAUGCUCUGUCUGUACCGCCGCGAUUGCCGCCGCCCGUUUACGCCACCCAACCAUUGGCUCAUACCGGAGGUGAAGCCCUCCACGUUCAUAAACGACCUGGAGAAGGCCAAGCGGAACGCGAUGCUGCUUUUGGCCAAGAUGCCACACAUUAUACCGCACGACGAUCGGGUCAAGCUGUUCCGGAAGUUUGUGCAGAACGAGAAGGCGGUGAUGGGUCUGACGGAGAGUGCCUGCGCCUCACCUCGUUCCGCCCUGAUAGUCAUCCAUCGCGAACGGAUUGUGGAGGACGGCUAUAGGCAACUGGCCGCCCAGCCCACUCAAGCGCUGAAAGGCGUUAUCCGGGUGCGGUUCAUCAACCAGCAGGGUCUGCACGAGGCGGGCAUUGACCAGGAUGGAGUGUUCAAGGAGUUCCUAGAGGAGACCAUCAAGAAGGUGUUCGAUCCGUCGCUGAAUCUCUUCAAGACCACCUCGGAUCAGCGGCUCUAUCCGUCGCCCAUCUCCUAUGUUCAGGACAAUCAUCUGCAGCUCUUCGAGUUCGUGGGCCGCAUGCUGGGCAAGGCGGUGUACGAGGGCAUCGUGGUGGACGUCCCGUUUGCCUCCUUCUUCCUCUCCCAGCUGCUCGGCCAGACACAGCAGGCUCUCUACUCCUGCAUGGACGAGCUGCCCUCGCUGGACAACGAGUUGUAUCGCAGUCUAACCUUCAUCAAACACUACAAGCAGGACGUGGCCGAUCUUAACCUUACCUUUUCCGUGGACCAGGAUGUGAUGGGCAAGAUUGUCACUCAUGAACUGCAUCCCGGCGGCAAGGCGCGUGUGGUCAAUGACCACAACAAGUUGGUCUACAUCCACUACAUGGCCUUUUUCCACAUGAACACCCAGAUCCGCGAGCAGACGAUAGCUUUCAAUCGUGGCUUCCGCAGCAUUGUCAAUCCGGAGUGGUUGUCUCUGUUCUCACCUCCCGAACUGCAGCGCCUCAUAUCCGGCGACACGGUGCCCUUGGAUUUGAAGGAUCUGCGGAAGCAUACGCAGUAUUAUGGUGGCUUUCACGACUCACAUCGUGUGGUGGGCUGGCUCUGGGACAUCCUGGCCAAGGACUUCACAGAAGAGGAGCGCAAGCUGUUUCUAAAGUUUGUUACCAGCUGCUCGAAGCCUCCGCUUUUGGGUUUCGCCCACCUGGAGCCGCCGUUCUCCAUUCGUUGUGUGGAGGUGGGUGAUGACGAGGACACGGGGGACACGAUUGGCAGUGUGAUCCGAGGUUUCUUUACCAUACGCAAAAAAGACCCACUCAACCGCCUGCCCACCUCGUCCACCUGCUUUAACCUUCUGAAGUUGCCCAACUACCAAAAGAAGUCCACGCUGCGGGACAAACUCCGCUACGCCGUGAGCAGCAACACCGGAUUCGAGCUGUCCUAAAGCAGCUUGGAAUGGUUUCCCCCACUAUUUCCUACUUUAUUCACAUUUUGUAUGUUAUUCCUUUUUAAGCAUCUUUUCGUAGGCAAUUCGGUGUAAAAGUGUUUUUUUUUAUGUUUUGUAAUCGCAUCACAAACGGAUUGGAAAACAUAUUUAAUGAAUCUUAAACACAAUUAUUAACAAAUAAAUAUAAACGUAUAGCUGUGAUAAAACUAUAAUAAACUAACGAAGAGUACACAACAAAUA
Messenger RNA from Drosophila gunungcola (fruit fly), 3725 nucleotides. RefSeq names its product ubiquitin-protein ligase E3B. The coding region runs from base 246 to 3482 and encodes 1078 amino acids. NCBI's taxonomy places the organism in Eukaryota, Metazoa, Arthropoda, Insecta, Diptera, Drosophilidae. The transcript has 7 exons. Gene Ontology annotation, biological process: protein polyubiquitination; ubiquitin-dependent protein catabolic process. Gene Ontology annotation, molecular function: ubiquitin protein ligase activity; protein binding. The record is from RefSeq and is a predicted model, not a curated record.